AAGUUAAUCAAGGCCAGUUGUAGUGCCAGGAAGUAUUGUCGCUCUUACAGAUGGAGAAAGUAGAAUCGUUUUCUGUUCUUAAGUUGAAUACAUGGAUCGUUAGACAGUGCGAAGCAAUGGGUAUGAAACUAAAAGCUAUUAAUAUGGGGCUGAAACAGCCUACUCCCAUUCAGACCAAUUGCAUUCCACACAUUCUUUCUGGCGAAGACUGCAUAGGAUGUGCCAAAACUGGUAGUGGUAAAACAUUAGCAUUUGCUCUACCAAUUCUACAAAAACUGUGUGAAGAGUCAUAUGGAAUAUUUGCUCUUGUACUAACGCCCACAAGAGAAUUGGCUUUUCAGAUUGCAGACCAGUUUGCUGUAAUUGGCAAGGCAAUCAAUUUGAAACAAUGUGUAAUUACGGGUGGGAUGGAUAUGGUGUUGCAGGGGCAGGAAUUGGCCAGGAGGCCUCAUAUUGUGGUUGCCACACCUGGAAGGUUAGCUGAUCACUUGGAAAGUUGCAAUACAUUUUCACUGAAGAAAAUAAAAUUUCUUGUCUUGGAUGAGGCAGACAGGUUAUUAGCAGGAGGAGGUGAUUUUGAUAAACAGUUGAAGGUCAUUUUCAGUGCCCUUCCCAAGAUAAGACAGAACUUGCUGUUCAGUGCAACAAUCACAGAUGCACUGGAGAAAGUGAAAGAAGUUGCAAGAAAUAAGGUUUUCAUGUGGGAGGACCCAGCUGAUGUGGCAACAGUGAAUCAGCUGGAGCAGUUUUAUAUCUUAUGUCCUAUGAAUGUAAAAGACAGUUAUUUGGUUCAGACAGUGCGCAUGUUUCGAGAGAAGAAGGAGAAAGGCUCCAUCAUGAUUUUCACAGAUACAUGCAAGAACUGUCAGCUUUUGUCCAUGACUCUGAAUGAGGUUGAGUUUGAGAAUGUAGCGCUGCACGCCAUGAUUCGCCAGAAAGAACGAUUGGCAGCAUUGGCAAAGUUCAGAUCCAAUAUUAUUAGGAUUCUCAUUGCUACAGAUGUUGCCAGUAGAGGAUUGGAUAUACCAGCUGUGGAAUUAGUAGUAAAUCACACGAUUCCUAAUCUUCCCAAAGAUUACAUUCACCGGGUUGGCCGUACGGCUCGCGCUGGGCGCAGUGGCGUGGCAAUAUCUCUGGUUACACCUCAUGAUAUCAAGCUUUUACAUAGUAUUGAGGAAGCCAUCAGCACAAAGCUGAAAGAGUAUGUGGUAGAAGAUAAAGAGGUAAUGAAGAUUCUCACCCAAGUGUCAGUAACGAGGAGAGAAGCAGAAAUCAAGCUAGAUGAAACAAACUUCUAUGAGAAGAAGCUCAUCAAUAAAAGGAAAAAUCUCAUUCUAGAAGGUAAAGAUCCUGAUGAAUUGGAGGAAGAAGAGAAACUUAAAAGGAAAAGGAAAAGGAAAGCUGAAAAGAAGAGCAAACACUUAUCUUGACGAGAUCAUCAUAGCUGCCUGUUACGACUGCCACAAUACUGAGCAGGGAUAGGCUCUCGGACUUACUCGGUCUCCUGUCCAGUGGGUACCAGGGUAAAGCAGCCAGCUGACCGCGUCUGACUCCGUCUAGUGUCAAGACCAAGAAUGUGUGGAACUUUACCUCCACUUCCCCAUACAUCCAUAUGGCAUGAUGCUUAGUUAAACACCAGGGAUGACCUGGUUUUGGAUAGGGACCAGUGGCAGGCUCUUACGACGUGGUAGUGAAUCUUCAGAUUCCAUAAAUGGCAGGGGAUUUCUUUACCAACUGAGCAAAUAUUAACUUUUCAAGAAGAACUCUGCUCCAUGGAAUUAAUGCUUUUAUUUGAAAGUGAAUACAUGUUUCAGUAUUAUGAUUUCUGUACAGCAAAUAAUAUUUGUAUGUACUGUUUACAAAAUAUUAUACUGCAAUUCUUUGGAUUAUAAAGUAGACUGUUCUCCAUGGUUAAAUUAUUAGCUCCUAUCCAACAGAUAGGACGUCUGUAUGUUUUUUUAAAUAUCUUGGAUCCAGUUCUGUUUUCCAUGGAACAAUUUAACUAAGAGAUUAACACAUAAAACUGGGAAAUGUCAGUUCCUAAGGUACACAUGCUAAACAACUGAAAUUAUGUUAAAAGGGUGUAUAUAUAAAUGUAAGCAAAUACUGCAUAUUUAUAUUCACCAUGUUUCCAAGUUUAUGAAUAAUUUUUUGAGUUGCAUUAGAAACUUUAUUUAAUUAAAAUGUCCAUCCAAUAUUAACAAAGAAAAAAUCUUAGAUUAACAGACAAAUGAUUGUUUACAGUAACAUAUUUGUAGACAAAAAUAUUUAUAUUUGGAGGAGUAUAUUAUGCUUAUUUUGAAAAUUAAAGAGUUGUGCACAUUAAAACCAAAAUUACACAAAAGUUUCCAUGUUCUACUAAUAAACUAAUAUAAGACUGAAGAUGAUCUGGUAACAUCCUUCUCCCCCCCCCCCUUAUUAUUCUUCUUCAAAUGCACAGUUCAAUAGAAAAAG
Molecule: messenger RNA, 2454 nt
Organism: Zootermopsis nevadensis
Lineage: Eukaryota; Metazoa; Arthropoda; Insecta; Blattodea; Termopsidae
Gene: Dbp45A
Product: putative ATP-dependent RNA helicase Dbp45A
Cellular component (GO): cytosol
Molecular function (GO): RNA helicase activity; ATP binding; nucleic acid binding
Source: RefSeq, a predicted model, not a curated record